Molecule: messenger RNA, 2143 nt
Organism: Cervus elaphus (red deer)
Lineage: Eukaryota; Metazoa; Chordata; Mammalia; Artiodactyla; Cervidae
Gene: TMPRSS4
Product: transmembrane serine protease 4
Exons: 13
Coding region: 268-1605 (445 amino acids)
Biological process (GO): proteolysis
Cellular component (GO): membrane
Molecular function (GO): protein binding; serine-type endopeptidase activity
Source: RefSeq, a predicted model, not a curated record
AUUCCAGUUUGGCAACUUCACCUGUAGGAUUGCUUUAAUCGACCUGCCCCACACUCCCCAAAUCACUCCUGGAAGACGGCAGUGGGAGGCUCGUGCCAGCUACUCCAGGGGAUAGAGAUGCUAGAUGCCGGGAACCACCGAGCCCUGCCCUGCACUUAGGGCUCCUCUGGCCAAUGUUGCCUGGGGAUCACUGACCUGCCGGCCAGCCAGGGCCCGGUCCUGGGAGACCCUCAUCCUCACUUGGGCUGGCGACCUCAGCUCCAAGCCAUGGAGGAUUCAGAAGAUCGAAGAGCCAGGGUGGACCCUGAGGUCAAUCAACCCCUGAACAGCCUCGACGUCACCCCCCUGCGCAAAUCCCGCACCCCGCUGGAGACCUUCAAAAAAAUGAGGAUCCCGAUCAUCGCAGCAGUGCUGAGCCUGGCAACCAUCGUCGUGGUGGCCAUCCUCAUCAAGGUGAUUCUGGACAAUUACUUCUUCCUCUGUGGGCAGCCCCUCCUCUUCAUCCCGAGGGAGCAGGUGUGUGACGGCCACCAGGACUGUGCCUCUGGGGAGGAUGAGCAGUACUGCGUCAAGAAACUCCCCAACGGACCUCCAGUGGCAGUCCGCCUCUCCAGGGACCGAUCCACCCUGCAGGUGCUGGACCCCGCCACGAAGAACUGGGCCUCCGCUUGUUUUGACAACUUCACAGAAGCUUUGGCCAAGACCGCCUGUCGGCAGAUGGGCUAUGACAGCAAACCCACCUUCAAGGCUGUGGACGUUGGCCCAGCCCAAGAUCUGGACAUUGUCAAAAUCACAGAGAACCUGCAGGAGCUUCAGGUGCAACACUCAAGUGGCCCCUGUCUCUCAGGCUCCAUGGUUUCCCUGCAGUGCCUUGCCUGCGGACAGAGCGUGAAGGCCCCUCGGGUGGUGGGUGGGAAGGAGGCCUCUGUGGAUUCUUGGCCUUGGCAGGUCAGCAUCCAGUACAACAAACAACACAUCUGUGGAGGGAGCAUCCUAGACCCACACUGGAUCCUCACAGCUGCCCACUGCUUCUGGAAGCAUCUCGAUGUGCCCAACUGGAAGGUGAGAGCUGGCUCAGACAGACUGGGCAGCUUCCCAUCCCUGCCUGUGGCCAAGAUCUUCAUCCUUGAGCCUAACGCCACGCACCCCAGAGAGCACGACAUUGCCCUCGUGAAGCUGCAGCUCCCGCUCACAUACUCUGGCACGAUCAGGCCCAUCUGCCUCCCCUUCUCUGACGAGGAGCUCACUCCAGGCACCCCACUCUGGGUCAUCGGAUGGGGCUUUACAGAAGAGAACGGAGGGAAGAUGUCUGACAUACUGCAGCAGGGAUCUGUCCAGGUCAUCAACAGCACGCGGUGCAAUGCAGAGGAUGCGUACCAGGGGGAGGUCACCGAGACGAUGAUGUGUGCAGGCCUCCCGGAGGGCGGCGUGGACACCUGCCAGGGUGACAGUGGGGGCCCUCUGAUGUAUCACUCUGACCGGUGGCAAGUGGUGGGCAUCGUGAGCUGGGGCCAUGGCUGUGGGGGGCCUACUACCCCAGGAGUAUAUACCAAGGUCACAGCCUAUCUCAACUGGAUCUACAAUGUCCGGAAGUCUGAUCCAUGAUGCUCCUGCCCCCUGCAGUGCUGGAAACUGUUUCCCCCUGCCCUGCCCGAAUGGGAAUCCCCCAGAAGUCAGACACAGACCAAGAGCCCCCCUUGGGCACACCUCUCUGCCCACAUUCUCAGCAUUUCUAGGUGCAGCAAAGGACCUGCAAUCCUGUAAGCCAUCCCGCAGCUCACAGGCACCCAGGAAGUCAUCAGCUCCAGUUCAGCUGCCCAUGAUGCUCUCAGCAUCCCAAGGAGGGAGAGAUACAAGCCAGCCUCCAAGGCUGAGGUCUCAGAAGGCAUUGCUAAGCCAAGAACUUUCUACUCUAUUGAAUGGAAACAGAUGCUCUUCUAAGAGCCCAGAUCACCAAGGGCUGGAGUGGAGGGAGGAAAGGGGCUGAGCCAGCCCUCUGCCUCCCCACCCAUCCCCAAGCCCACCUGAACAAAAAACCGUUUAUAAUGGAAAAUGUGCUGUCCAGCUCUUGGCUCAAGUACCAUUUCUUACUGUUGUUUUUAUUGUGGCCACUGUUUAUUAAACUGGUGUGUGAAGUCUUUGA